GCCGAGACCCUUCGUCAGGACUGACUGAAGGAAAAAUUAACUUUGAACAAAGAGCGCAACACAGCGAGGCCGAUGAACAGAACCUCCAACGCAUGCCUUCUGGGCGACUGAGAUUUCUAGGUUCCUCUUUCUGAUCUGCUGACUGUUUAUAAAGGAGAGGGAAGCAAUUUCCCGAGUUCAGAAUCUUGUGGACAGCAAAACAUGACUUACUUGUUAACGAUACUCACCUUAGUGCUUCUGAACGUUCAACAGAUUGUUCGUUCGCAAGCGCCUACUGUGAGACUGAUUGGCGGGAACAAUCGCUGUUCCGGGAGAGUGGAAGUUCUCCACAAUAACCAAUGGGGUACGGUUUGCGACGACAAUUGGGAGAGAGCAGACGCGGAGGUUGUUUGCCGACAACUUAGGUGUGGUUCGCGUGCAUUUGCGUUUGAGAAAGCACGUUUCGGGACUGGCCAAGGGAGAAUUUGGAUGGACAACGUGGCCUGCCAAGGUUCUGAGACUCGACUGUCUGAAUGCCCCUCCCGGGGAUGGGGCGUUCAUGAUUGCACACAUAGUGAAGAUGCAGGUGUUACUUGCCAAUCAGAACCUGGUAUAAGGCUGGUAGGCGGCAGCGAUCGCUGUUCAGGGAGAGUGGAGGUGCGGCACAAUGCACAAUGGGGAACGGUAUGCGACGAUGGAUGGGGAACUGAAGACGCCAAGGUUGUCUGCAGGCAAUUGGGCUGUCCCUCUGUCGCAGUAGCAAGAGGAGGGGCGCACUUCGGGCAAGGCAGUGGGAAUAUCUGGAUGGAUGAUGUUGCGUGCAAUGGGCAGGAAUCCACCCUUUCGGAUUGUUCCUUCGGAGGAUGGGGGAUUAAUAACUGCGGUCACGGAGAAGAUGCGGGCGUGAGUUGUACGGAAGAGCCAGAGAUCAGGCUAGUAGGCGGCCGCGAUCGUUGUUCAGGGAGAGUGGAGGUGCGGUACAAUGCACAGUGGGGAACGGUAUGCGACGAUGGAUGGGGCGUUGCCGACGCCAAGGUUGUCUGCAAUCAGUUGGGCUGUCCCUCUGGCGCAGCAGCAAUAACGGGGGCUCGCUUCGGGCAAGGCAGCGGGAAUAUCUGGAUGGAUGAUGUUGCAUGCAAUGGAAAUGAAUCCGCCCUUUGGGAAUGUUCCUUCCGAGGAUGGGGGAGUCAUAACUGCGGUCACGGAGAUGAUGCGGGAGUGAAUUGUACAGAAGAGCCGGAUAUAAGACUAGCAGGUGGCAGCGAUCGUUGUUCAGGGAGAGUGGAGGUGCGGUACAAUGCACAAUGGGGAACGGUAUGCGACGAUGGAUGGGGCACUGACGACGCCAAGGUUGUAUGCAAUCAGCUGGGCUGUCCCUCUGGCGCAGCAGCAAUAACGGGGGCACGCUUCGGGCAAGGCAGCGGGAAUAUCUGGAUGGAUGAUAUCGCAUGCAAUGGAAAUGAAUCCGCCCUUUGGGAAUGUUCCUUCCCAGGAUGGGGGAUUAAUAACUGCGGUCAUGGAGAGGAUGCAGGUGUGAAUUGUACAGAAGAACCCGAUAUCAGGCUGGUAGGCGGCAGCGAUCGCUGUUCCGGGAGGGUGGAGGUGCGGUACAAAGCACGGUGGGGAACGGUAUGCGACGAUGGAUGGGGCACUGACGACGCCAAGGUUGUCUGCAAUCAGUUGGGCUGUCCCUCUGGCGCAGCAGCAAUAACGGGGGCACGAUUCGGGCAAGGCAGCGGGAAUAUCUGGAUGGAUGAUGUUGCAUGCAAUGGAAAUGAAUCCGCCCUACGGGAUUGUUCCUUCCGAGGAUGGGGGAUUAAUAACUGCGGUCACGGAGAGGAUGCGGGAGUGAAUUGUACAGAAGAACCCGAUAUCAGGCUGGAAGGCGGCAGCGAUCGCUGUUCCGGGAGGGUGGAGGUGCGGUACAAAGCACGGUGGGGAACGGUAUGCGACGAUGGAUGGGGCACUGACGACGCCAAGGUUGUCUGCAAUCAGUUGGGCUGUCCCUCUGGCGCAGCAGCAAUAACGGGUGCACGCUUCGGGCAAGGCAGCGGGAAUAUCUGGAUGGAUGAUGUUGCAUGCAAUGGAAAUGAAUCCGCCCUACGGGAUUGUUCCUUCCGAGGAUGGGGGAUUAAUAACUGCGGUCACGGAGAGGAUGCGGGAGUGAAUUGUACAGAAGAACCCGAUAUCAGGCUGGUAGGCGGCAGCGAUCGCUGUUCAGGGAGAGUGGAGGUGCGGCACAAUGCACAAUGGGGAACGGUAUGCGACGAUGGAUGGGGCACUGACAACGCCAAGGUUGUCUGCAAUCAGUUGGGCUGUCCCUCUGGGGCAGCAGCAAUAACGGGGGCACGCUUCGGGCAAGGCAGCGGGAAUAUCUGGAUGGAUGAUAUCGCAUGCAAUGGAAAUGAAUCCGCCCUUUGGGUAUGUUCCUUCCGAGGAUGGGGGAUUAAUAACUGCGGUCACGGAGAGGAUGCGGGAGUGAAUUGCACAGAAGAACCCGAUAUCAGGCUGGUAGGCGGCAGCGAUCGCUGUUCAGGGAGAGUGGAGGUGCGGCACAAUGCACAAUGGGGAACGAUAUGCGACGAUGGAUGGGGCAUUGCCGACGCUAAGGUUGUCUGCAAUCAGUUGGGCUGUCCCUCUGGCGCAGCAGCAAUAACGGGGGCACGCUUCGGGCAAGGCAGCGGGAAUAUCUGGAUGGAUGAUAUCGCAUGCAAUGGAAAUGAAUCCGCCCUUUGGGAAUGUUCCUUCCCAGGAUGGGGGAUUAAUAACUGCGGUCACGGAGAGGAUGCGGGAGUGAAUUGUACAGAAGAACCCGAUAUCAGGCUGGUAGGCGGCAGGGAUCGCUGUUCAGGGAGAGUGGAGGUGCGGCACAAUGCACAAUGGGGAACGGUAUGCGACGAUGGAUGGGGCAUUGCCGACGCCAAGGUUGUCUGCAAUCAGUUGGGCUGUCCCUCUGCCGCAGCAGCAGUAACGGGGGCACGCUUCGGGCAAGGCAGCGGGAAUAUCUGGAUGGAUGAUGUUGCGUGCAAUGGAAAUGAAUCCGCCCUACGGGAUUGUUCCUUCCGAGGAUGGGGGAUUAAUAACUGCGGUCACGGAGAGGAUGCGGGAGUGAAUUGUACAGAAGAGAUCGGUAUAAGACUGGAAGGCGGCAGCGAUCGCUGUUCAGGGAGAGUGGAGGUGCGGUAUAAUGCACAAUGGGGAACGGUAUGCGACGAUGGCUGGGGCACUGACGACGCCAAAGUUGUCUGCAAUCAGUUGGGUUGUCCCUCUGGCGUAUCAGCAAUAACGGGAGCACACUUCGGGCAAGGUAGCGGGAAUAUCUGGAUGGAUAAUGUUGCAUGCAAUGGAAAUGAAUCCGCCCUUGAGGAAUGUUCCUUCCCAGGGUGGGGUAUUCAUAACUGUGGUCACCACGAGGAUGCGGGAGUGAUUUGUACAGAAGAGCUUUCGCCGCAACCGCAAAUCUCCAUCACUCCGGAAUACCCAGUGUAUGUGCAAGGUGAACGCAUCACUAUUGUCUGCACUGCUUCACGCCCUAAUACAGUUGGUCAGUUUCAGUUGAUAAAAGACUCCGUCACUCUCAUCAACAGCACAACAAACCAAGGGCAGUUCGCCUAUGAUAUUGGAAACCUGUCCCAGUCCAAAGCAGGCAACUAUACGUGCGUCAUGUUCUCGCAGAUCUCCGGUCGAUGGAUCCAUUCACCUGCCAGCUAUCCUGUUAGCGUACUUGUCACAGAUGCUACGCCUGGACCCCAAAUCUACAAAAGUCCUGAUUAUUCGAUCUUUCUGCCAGGGGAAACAGUCAACAUAACCUGCGUUGCAGAACAUCCCGUUGAAAUGGGGCUGCUUCGGUUAACGAAAGACACCGUCCCUCUCAUCAACAGCAGUGAACACCAUGAACACCGACGAGAUGUCUCUUAUAUCAUGAAAAAUGUGAGCAAAGACAUGGCUGGCGUCUACGCCUGCGUUCUGCUUACACAAAUAUGUGGUCGAUGGAUAACUUCCCCUGACAGCCGACAUGUUCGUGUUAUAGUCACAGAUCUUCCAACUCAGCCCAGAAUUUCAAAAAGUGCGGAAUACCCAGUGUAUGUAACUGGAGAAGCAGUUACUAUUUCUUGUGACGUCGCGUGGCGUGGCUCACGAGGCCAAUUUCAGUUGUUGAAGGACUCCGUCUCUAUCAUAAACAGCACUGUAAACCAAAAGUGGUUCAACUAUCAUGUUGAAGCUGUCAAUGCUGACAGUGAAGGGGACUACGCUUGUGUCUUUCUGAUAAUGGAAUCGGGUCGACUGAUACAUUCUUCCAUCAGCCAUCACAUUCGAAUAAACGUCACAGAUCGCCCACCACCUCCAACAGUCUCGCUCAAUCCUAAUUAUCCCAUAUAUCUGGAAAGAGAAGAAGUCAACAUUACGUGCCAUGCUCCGAGCCUUCACAGCCAUGACCAUCUCCAAUGGCUCCUACGUUGGAAAUUUGAAGAAACAACCAGAAACAUGACACAACAACAUGUUAGUAAUUCAUUCACCGUGGUAAAUAACAGAAAUGAAGGAUAUUAUUCGUGUUUAUACGACCAACAGAUAUCGGGGCGUUGGGUAACAUCUUUCCCUAGUGACGUCGCGAAAAUCCAGAGGAUAAAGCUAACGACUGGUCUGUAUUUCGAGCGCCAGUCGGGUGUGUAUAUGAAAGGAGAAACAACUGCUAUUACGUGUUUCGUCACUAGCCAAAACAGUGCCCACAAUUUCUUGUUCUACAAAGGAAAUGCAUUGUUGCGAUCAGUACAUGUUAGCUCGUCUGAUCAAAUGGUCUCGAUCGUUAUAAGCAAUAUUUCUGACGCAGACAAAGGCUCUUACUCCUGCAUGUAUGAAGUUAUCAUUUCUGGACGGCGGUUGCAAUCAGACGAAAGUAACACAGGCUUAUUAGCAGUAGAAGAACUGUCGGUACCAACUUUAUCAGUGCAUUCAACAGAUGUUGAAAUUGGCGGAGUCAUCAAGUUUAUCUGCACAUGCCCAGGUGUCUACCCGGAAAUCACAUUCAUCUUGCAGAAAGCCGGCGAAGAUAAUUCCGAGUCACGGGUUAUUUCCGGCAGAAACCACUCUGUCACCUUCGACAUUAGCAACGUGACUCUUUCUGAUGAAGGAACGUAUUUCUGCCGAUAUCAAGUCGUUUUUAAUGGAACUGCGUUGUCUUCAACCUCUAGCUCUCCUCUCUUGGUAACUGUAAAUGUCAAAUCCUGGAUCAAGAUAACAUACGGACAUAUAUAUAUUAUCGCAGUGGGGGUGCUGGUAAUGAUCGCAGCAGCAACAGCAAUAAUAAUAAUUAGCAACAACAAAAGAAAAGCUUUUGGAUACAAUUUAACUGACCUAAGCGAAUCCAAGCCUUGCUCCACGGCAGAGACAACUUUCUGAACCUUGAACGUUCUGUCGAAAAAGCAGUCUGAAUCAUUAUAUCUCUUUCCGAGGACUUCCGAGAUCUAACAAUAUUCCAGUAUUCAGUCCUCUGCUCUUCAAUAGCUUCUGCCUCCCGCCACAUCAAUUAAUACAAAUUGAGGUUGGUUAAUCAUUUAUUUGAAAGUCGAACAUUUGAUAGACUCAAUAACACGAGUAUGUUUCUUAGAUUUACCUGUACAAUACGCAUAUGCUUGUCUUGACAAUAAAAAAAAUAUUUUAAAGAUAGUGA
Molecule: messenger RNA, 5647 nt
Organism: Mobula hypostoma (lesser devil ray)
Lineage: Eukaryota; Metazoa; Chordata; Chondrichthyes; Myliobatiformes; Myliobatidae
Product: deleted in malignant brain tumors 1 protein-like
Exons: 22
Coding region: 202-5376 (1724 amino acids)
Biological process (GO): zymogen activation
Cellular component (GO): plasma membrane
Molecular function (GO): serine-type endopeptidase activity
Source: RefSeq, a predicted model, not a curated record